GUUUAUUUACGGUUUUGGCCUCCGGCACCCGGCAAUAAGCGGGAUUCUGAUUGGUCGCUGUGACUGGGUGCGAGAUGAUGUUGUUGAUGUUCGGUUUGUGCGGCCGCUUGGCCCUGAGGGCCCGAGGAGGGGGGCAACCGCUAAGUCGCUCAUGGAAACAAUGGGGAGCAAGAAAGGGAAUAAGUUCUGUUGUUACAAAAGUCUCUGCACGGUCUGGGUCAACCUCUGUACCCAGUGCUGCCACCAACCGAAUCCUGGGGAAAUGGAUGAUUGUGUGCAGCGGUACGGUAGUGGGGGCUGUGGUUCUUGGUGGAGUAACCAGGCUGACUGAGUCUGGCUUAUCAAUGGUAGACUGGCACCUCAUCAAGGAAAUGAAGCCCCCAAGCACUCAGGCAGAUUGGGAAGCCGAGUUUCAGAAGUACCAGCAGUUCCCAGAAUUUAAGAUAUUAAAUCAUGACAUGACUUUAAAUGAGUUUAAGUUCAUCUGGCACAUGGAGUAUUCCCAUCGGAUGUGGGGUAGGGCAGUGGGGCUGGCCUACAUCCUGCCUGCCAUCUACUUCUGGAGGAAGGGCUGGCUCUCCAGGAGCUUGAAACUGCGGGUGGCAGGUCUCUGUGGAUUCGUGUGUUUCCAGGGUUUGCUGGGUUGGUACAUGGUGAAGAGCGGUUUGGAGGAAAAGAAAGAUUCGCAUGACAUACCCCGGGUCAGCCAGUAUCGCCUGGCUGCACAUCUUGGAUCUGCACUGAUACUAUACUGUGCCAGUCUGUGGACUGGCCUGUCUCUGCUCCUGCCCCCAAACCAGAUGCCCAAUACUGGCCGGCUGCUAUUGUUGAGGAGGUUUGCUCGUGGGACUGCGGGAUUGAUAUUCAUUACAGCGCUGUCAGGUGCUUUUGUUGCUGGACUGGAUGCUGGACUUGUCUAUAAUUCUUUCCCCAAGAUGGGAGAGCGUUGGCUGCCUGACGACCUUUUAGCCUUUUCCCCAGUUCUCCGAAACUUCUUUGAGAACCCAACCACUGUUCAGUUUGACCACAGAAUCCUGGGUGUUUCCUCAGUGAUGGCAGUGACCAUUCUCUACGCGCUUUCUCGCAGGAUACCUAUGCCCCGGAGGACUAAGGUGGCAAUAUCAUCCCUGCUGGCCAUGGUUUACAUGCAGGCUGCUCUGGGAAUCAGCACUCUGCUGCUCUACGUCCCCACUCCUCUGGCAGCCGCACACCAAUCAGGAUCCCUGGUGCUGCUCAGCCUGGCACUCUGGUUGCUCCAUGAGCUCCGCAGGCUCCCAAAGUGAAGCAAGAGACUAGCUGAGCCUGUUCCUUUUAACAAACGAGAUCCCGGGUCAGGAUCCGACAGAAAUGCCUACUGCAACACUUGUGCACUUUCAUUUCUACAAAGUUUGUUUGUGAGAGCAAUGAUCGAUUGAACUAUUUACUCUAUACUUGAAUAUUGGAGAGUGGGUUGGUAUCUGAUUGAGAUUUUUAUAGCCUUGGUCUGGUUGUAAAGCUGGUCAUUGUGCUCUGGUUUCUCCCUGGUGGAUGUCACUAUUAUUACUUCAGGUGGCCCUGCCUUUUGCAUGGGGGUGAGGAGAGAGAUAGAAAGUAUUUAAUGCUGUUAUGUUCUUUUCUGGCUCAAAUCAUUGACCAACACCUGUGUGUGGACCACAUGGUCAGACUAGAAAUGCUAUGGGCCUGUUGCUGUUCUAAUUAUAUUAAUUUUGACCCAGGUAAUGUUGCACUUGCUACCAGUUGGUCACUGGUUUUUAUUCCGUUGUACUGUAACAUACACUACAAUCACAAGCCUUACAUGCUUUAAUAUUGCUUUCAAUCCAUUCCUCCCUUUGAACUGCUCCCACUGCCCUCAGCACCACUGAACUGUCCCCACCAGUAAUCCACCUUGACAUUUGCAACUAGAAAUCAUCUCCAGACACAACCCAACUUUAGCAUUAUUGAGUGUUUGUUUAUUAUUGGGUGUUUUGCAUUAUUCUAAGAAAGUAUCACACACCACACAGAAAUACAACAAUAGUUUAAGGAUUAAUUAAUUGGAAAGUAACCAGAGAUCAAUAAUGCCAAUGCUCCUUUUAUACAUUUCUUGUGUAUUGUGAAUAAUCUAACAUUUCAAAAGCAAUAUUUGAUUUUAAAUUAAACUUUUCUCUCCAA
Messenger RNA from Carcharodon carcharias (great white shark), 2148 nucleotides. It is a transcript of the gene cox15, whose product is annotated as cytochrome c oxidase assembly protein COX15 homolog. The coding region runs from base 75 to 1283 and encodes 402 amino acids. Gene Ontology annotation, biological process: heme A biosynthetic process. The transcript is spliced from 9 exons. NCBI's taxonomy places the organism in Eukaryota, Metazoa, Chordata, Chondrichthyes, Lamniformes, Lamnidae. Gene Ontology annotation, molecular function: oxidoreductase activity, acting on NAD(P)H, heme protein as acceptor. Gene Ontology annotation, cellular component: mitochondrial inner membrane. The record is from RefSeq and is a predicted model, not a curated record.